AAGUCAGGUGGCAUGGAGCAUUUCGUAACAGGACAUAUAAGUCCCUGGAGAGAAAAACGACGCCGUUUUGUAACCUCCCCCAAUCCUAUUUCGGAUAGAACUAACUUAACCCUUUCGGAUCAAGUCAAGAAAGAUGUUCCUUCUUCCUGGAACCCUGCAGCUCUUGCCUCGUUCAUUGACAAGUAUGGCACCCAUGUGAUUGUUGACGUCAAGAUGGGAGGUAAAGAUGUGGUCCACAUCAAGCAGUCAAAGAUUUCAGAUCUUCCACCCGCUGAACUGCAGAAACUACUAAAACAACUAGCUGAUGAGAGGUUUUCAGAGGAUUCAAAUCCAUCUUCCAAUGCUAAUCCUGCUCAAAUAUCAGGAAAACUGAAGGAUGAUCAUGCCAAGCUGUGGAGGCAGAACCAUUUUCCUCCUGCUGGAAGACCAGUUGUAAAAAGCCACUCCAAGAAUGAUGUUUCGGUCCGCAGGGGAGGCAUUGAUAUUCGUCAGCCUUAUAACCAGUGGCUUCAAACCAUACUACAAUCCCCCAAUGUCAUAUCAAUGUCUUUUGUUCCUAUUACUUCCUUACUCAACUCUGUUCUAGGCAAUGGAUUCUUGAGUCAUGCCGUUAAUUUGUAUCUUAGAUAUAAACCUGCCAUAGAAGAUCUCCAUCAUUUUCUGGAAUUUCAGUUGCCACGGCAAUGGGCACCAAUGUAUGGAGAUCUGCCUCUUGGAUAUGGCCACAAGCAUAAGAAAAACAUGUCUCCAUCACUUCAGUUCAGUCUCAUGGGACCCAAGCUUUAUGUUAACACUGUCAAGGUAAUUUCAUUCAAUUUAAGCAAGAAGCAUAUUAUGUUGAGGGGUUCUUUCAAUAGAGAAGCAUUGUAUAAGGAGAGGGAUUUGGAAAAUGCUAUAGCAUUGCCUAAUCUACUGGCAAUGAGAAUUUACACAGCAGCAGUGUAA
Molecule: messenger RNA, 945 nt
Organism: Arachis ipaensis
Lineage: Eukaryota; Viridiplantae; Streptophyta; Magnoliopsida; Fabales; Fabaceae
Source: RefSeq, a predicted model, not a curated record